This is a messenger RNA of Morus notabilis, 480 nucleotides long. RefSeq names its product receptor-like protein kinase ANXUR2. NCBI's taxonomy places the organism in Eukaryota, Viridiplantae, Streptophyta, Magnoliopsida, Rosales, Moraceae. Gene Ontology annotation, molecular function: transmembrane receptor protein tyrosine kinase activity; ATP binding. Gene Ontology annotation, cellular component: plasma membrane; plasmodesma. Bases 1 to 480 code for a protein of 159 amino acids. The record is from RefSeq and is a predicted model, not a curated record. Gene Ontology annotation, biological process: protein autophosphorylation. The transcript is spliced from 2 exons.
AUGAUCAUUCACCACAACGUGAAGAGAACAAAAAUUUUUCUGGAUGAGAAAUGGGUAGCCAAGGUCUCCGAUUUCAGGCUUUCAAAAAUGGGCCCCACUACCAUGUUUAUAGCCCAUGUCAGCACAGUCGUCAAGGGCAGUAUCGGGUAUUUUGACCCGGAGUAUUACAGACGUCAACAACUGUCAAAAAAAUCGGACGCGUACUCAUUCGGAGUGGUUUUGUGCGAGGUUCUUUGCGGCAGGCCAACGAUAAUGCGCAACGCCGAGAAGGGACAAUGGGCCCAACAUUGUUACCGCAACGGGACGCUUCAUCAGAUCAUAGAUCGUAAUCUGACGAGCAAGAUUGCGCCAGAGUGCUUGAAGAAAUAUAGUGAGAUUGCUGUGACCAGUAUGCAUGAUAAUGGGACAGAGAAACCGUCGAUGAACGACGUCGUGUGGGGCCUGGAAUUUGCAAUGCAAUUACAGCAAAACGCGACGUGA